AUGCAGAAAUUUGAAGUUAGAGAAAUUAGUUGUUGGUAUUGUGGCAAGCGAGGCCAUGUCAAAAGAAAUUGUUGGUUUCUUGAGAAGGCUAAAAGGCAGCCAAAAGAUGAAGACACUGAUUCAGUCAUUGAAGAUUUUCUUGCAAAUUUAGACUUGGUGGAGAGUAAAAUUUUGCAAGAAAAAGUUAAAACAAAAUGCCAUGUUCAUUGGUGGGAUGGUUGGAAAAAGGAGGAGACUUCGGCUGAAGAAAAAGAGGGUUUGAAGUAUUCGUUGCUUGAAGAUUUUCUUGAUUCAACUGAAGAAGAGGAUGCUGAAGAGGAGGACGCUGAAUGUGGCAGAACUACUGUGGAUUACCCUUUCUGGAUUAAGAAGCCUGAUUGUGGAUACCCUGGUUUUCAAAUCAUAUGCAAGAAGGAUGAAGACACUGGAAAGAUGCCUCCGUUUCUUCCUGCCUUAGUCACUAAUAAUACUCACAGAAAAUUAAGAACGGCAUACUAUAAGAUUUGGGAGAUCGAUUAUUCUGGAUACAUGGUCAUUAAUUCGAUUUCUCUUAGAGCCUCUUCGUGUCCUGAAAGGGAAGAGGCAGAUGCAUUCGUGUCGUUUAAGUUACCUCCGGACGGGCUUUUCACUAUCUCCGUAUCCAACAUGUUUGUGGUUGCUGGUUGCUAUUUAUCCGACAUUGACAAAUGCAGACCUUCGAAUGACACUAGCGGUGGAAGCUUGAAUGAGUGCGUGGAACCAUCCAACGGAGGUGUAUGCCAUAAUUUGGCAGGAUCCGUCUCUUCAUUUGUGGCUAUCAAUUUAGUAGUGUCUGUCUGGGUUCGGCGGCUAAAGAAACGCAACUUGAAACUUGUGGAGGCCAAGUAUUUCCAACAGCUGCAACAAUACAUAGCAUCUACAGUGGGGAGAGAAAGCGUCACAAUGUUUUCUGACGAAGAAUUGGAAAAAGCUUCUGAUAAUUAUUCAAAUGAAAUGGUGUUGGGAAAGGUGGCUUCGGAACUGUAUUCAAAGGCAUUUUAUGGAAUGGGAUGCUGUUUGCCUUGGGUUUCACGUUUACAGAUUGCGAUGGAGACGGCGGAGGCUUUGGUAUAUCUGCAUUUUGGAGCAUCUCGACCCAUUUUCCAUCGGGAUGUAAAAUCGUCUAAUAUUAUUUUGAAUGAGACAUUUUCUCCCAAAGUUGCAGACUUUGGGAUUUCUCGUCUGAUAUCUGCUUCUAAUAACACACAUGUCACCACUAAUAAUAUAAUGGGCACAAAGGGUUACUUAGAUCCUGAAUACUUCCAAACAUAUCAACUCACUGACAAAAGUGAUGUAUACAGUUUUGGUGUUGUCCUGGUUGAGCUUAUAACAGGUCUGGAACCACUGAGUGUUGAAAGGAGCAGCGAUGAGUGGAGCUUAUCUACACUUUUUCUAAACAGAAUCAACCACAAUCGCCUCAGAGAAAUCUUAGAUAGAAAAGUGUUGGAGGAAGAAACCAUCCAACAGAUGGAAGCUACGGGAAGGUUAGCAAGGGAAUGCCUUCAUUCGGAAAGGAGGAAAAGAUCGUCGAUGAAGGAGGUCGCGGAGGAACUCUGA
This is a messenger RNA of Cryptomeria japonica (Japanese cedar), 1575 nucleotides long. RefSeq names its product wall-associated receptor kinase-like 9. The record is from RefSeq and is a predicted model, not a curated record. The transcript has 5 exons. Gene Ontology annotation, molecular function: polysaccharide binding; zinc ion binding; ATP binding. Gene Ontology annotation, biological process: protein phosphorylation. NCBI's taxonomy places the organism in Eukaryota, Viridiplantae, Streptophyta, Pinopsida, Cupressales, Cupressaceae. The coding region runs from base 1 to 1575 and encodes 524 amino acids.